Rotaria sp. Silwood2 is the source of this 412-nucleotide messenger RNA. The record is from the annotation of a GenBank genome assembly. NCBI's taxonomy places the organism in Eukaryota, Metazoa, Rotifera, Eurotatoria, Philodinida, Philodinidae.
AUGUUAAGACGAUCAUCAACAAUUAAUGAUGAAGAUCAAAAAUCUUUCUCAUUGAAAAAACGUUGGUUAGCACAUCAUCAUGAUGAUCAACAACAAUUUAAUAAUAAUAAUAUUAAUAAUAAAAAUUAUUUAUCUGAAAUAAAUAAAUUAUUAGGUGAAUAUAAUUUUCAAGAUUGGAGAACAAUAACAGUUCUUGUUGAAAUAAAUUCUAAUCAAUAUAUAUCAGGUAAAAUAAAAAAUAUUGGUUUAAAUGGUUAUUUAUCUAUACAACCAAAUAUAUAUUCAUAUGAUAAAUUAAUUCAAAUAAAUAUUUAUGAAAAUUUUUUUGGAAUUUUAUCGGAUAAUGCACCAGCAAUUCAAGAUUUAGUUGAAGGAAAAUAUAUUUUAUGUCAAAAUCAAUUAAAUAAUCAAA